This is a messenger RNA of Acanthocheilonema viteae, 710 nucleotides long. Lineage: Eukaryota; Metazoa; Nematoda; Chromadorea; Rhabditida; Onchocercidae. The record is from the annotation of a GenBank genome assembly.
AUGGCGACGAAUUUUUCACGUCUUCCACCCUUACCAUCAUUAAAGAAUUUCUUGUAUGCUUAUCGAUUACGAGCUAAGAAAAUCCUCUCGCAAAAUUAUCUAAUGGAUAUGAAUUUAACACGAAAGAUAGUAAGACAAGCGGAAGUGAAGCAAGGCGAUUGUGUGGUCGAGAUUGGACCUGGUCCAGGAUCGAUUACUCGUGCUAUUUUGGAAACGAAUUGUCGACGACUUGAUGUCGUUGAAAUCGACCAUCGCUUCAUUCCACCACUUGAGGUACUCAAAGAAGCGAGCGAAGAACGUAUGUUCAUUCAUCGGGGUGAUAUUUUAAAAACAGAUCUUGAACAAAUUUGGUCCCAAGCUGGAGUAGAACGUAUUGCUUGGGAAGAGGAUAGACUUCCGAUGGCGCAUAUCAUUGGCAAUUUACCUUUCAAUAUCGCUUCUCCACUUAUUAUAAAAUUCCUUCGUGAAAUGUUAUAUCGUCAAGGACCAUGGUCGUUUGGACGUGUCCCAUUGCUGCUAACGUUUCAGAUGGAAGUAGCAGAACGUCUUUGUGCCCCAAUUGAUUCCCCAUUUCGAGCUAGAAUUUCAAUUAUGUCUGCAUUUAUAUCCGAACCCAAAUUACUUUUUCAAAUACCAGGACGAUGCUUUGUUCCACCUCCUAAGGUUAAUGUCGGCGUCGUACGCUUUAUUCCAAGGCAGGAUCCACUGAU